This is a messenger RNA of Arachis stenosperma, 630 nucleotides long. RefSeq lists its product as uncharacterized. The record is from RefSeq and is a predicted model, not a curated record. NCBI's taxonomy places the organism in Eukaryota, Viridiplantae, Streptophyta, Magnoliopsida, Fabales, Fabaceae. The coding region runs from base 1 to 630 and encodes 209 amino acids. The transcript is spliced from 3 exons.
AUGUGUUGGGGUCAGUGUGAAGCUUCGUUUGGUCGAACUGCACGGAGACGGCAGUACACGACGGAGGAGAAGGCGGGGUUGAACGACGCGGAAGCAGAGAUCGAGAUCUGGCUGUCUCGAGCCAAUGGGUUUGUGGAGCCUAGCUACGAGUUUUCAUCUAAUUUUGACCGAGUCCAUGCGUCGCACGAUGCUGAUGAUGGAAUGAGCGACAAAACCAUGCCAGUAGAGGAAGCAGAAGCGAUGGAUUCGUCCGCCGCAGUUGCGGACAUAGAUGCAGAAGCAGCAGUGAAGAUUGUUGACGGGAUAUGGUCCUUUGGCGUAAUUGAAUUUUCUUCCCUGACAGCCAAGGACGUGCUGACGACAGAGUUCACAAGCCUACAGGCAGCCUAUGACUACUACAACGAAUUCGGUCACAUGAAGGGAUUCUCGGUCAGGAGGUCCAAAGUGGGUCGCAGAACAAAGCAGGGGGUGGAGGGCAAAAUAAUUUGGCAGGUAUUCGUGUGCUCCAGGGAAGGAGAGCACGACGGGAAACACAUGCAUCGGGAAGACAGGAAAAAGGAUCCUCGACCGAUCACGCGGUGCGGGUGUGAAGCCCGGAUUAAGGUCCACGCUGAUGAUGCCAGCGGGUGA